CGUGAGCGAGAGUGUCACAUGCGCAACCAUCGCGUUCUGCCUGUUAGCAUUGUAUUUAUCGUGAACGUGUGUGAGCGCGCGCGAGAGACCGAUGCAUGUGACAAAAAAAUAAAUAAAUCAAAACAACGACUUUGUUAUUCACAUUGACGAACUCAUACGCACCAGAUUCUCAGCUCAAUAAGAUUUCAGUUUUUUCUUCAACAAAAUUUUGUCAUUAGACUAUUAUUGUUUUAACUUUUCAUUGAAUUUAUAACAGCUAUUGAUACUCAUGCUACUUAUUCGCUGUUGUUGUGAUUGCUCUUAUUGGUCGUAACAUUCAAAUAACAUGGAUUAUCAAUUGAAUUCUGUACGAAAUGGAGUUGAUUGAUUUCAUCUUGAAUCAAAACGACGGAAUUGUACAUGAUACGCAAUUAUUAACUGCGAAAUGAAUCUCAGUAAAAAAAAAUUUCUUCCGCUCAAUCGGCUAAUUUUCUUCCGAUUUCAUUUACGAAAUACUUCAGUGAAAACCUAAUGACAUUCAAGGGGAUAUAUAAACUCAAUAUUUAAAUUUGCUCUGAAGAUCGUAACCUUUCAAAUUCAAAUUGAAAGCUGACUCGAAUUUUUCACCAGAAGGCGUUCAUAUUCAAAGCUUUUUGGAAGUGAAAUCGAUUAGAAAAAAACACGAUUCGUGUCUAGUCGAAGGCUGUGUUAAUUGCAGUCAUUUGCCUACAUUUAGGAGCUUUUUUUUGUUCUAAACGAACUGAAAAUCAAUUUUGGUAAUCUAAACAAAUCUGAAUUGAAUAUGGAAUUUAAAAUUUGCGUUUGAACUUUCGAUAUCAUUUGAUCAGUGCAAUGCUGGCGCGUGUGGCAUUUUAAUGAAUUCCACGUUUCGCAAAACGUACGAAUUGAUGGUGCAUUUGUAAAUAUUUACACCGAAAUGCAGCCGAUGUACGACUUAUAUUCUUUGUUUUUUUUUUUCAAAAAUACGUGAUAUCUGCUGAAGUAGUUGAAAUUAUGAUUUUCAUGUAGGUUGACGUGACCUUUUCUUGUUUGGACUUCAGUUAUCGCGCAUAUGAAUCACAACGGCGGUAGCUUUGCAAAUGGGUCAAUCGCACUGAUUAUCAAUUCCAACGUUGAAUGUUUUUGUUGCUUUAGCAAAUUUCAAGCGAUCGCACCGUUUUUAGGUUCAAAUAUAUCGUAGCAUUAUCAUUGCGUUCGUGCUAUUUUUGCAAAGAACUUACAUCGUAUCUACUAACCGUUUUUUUUUCUACACUUGUCCACUGAAUCGUGUGCUCAUAUCAUUUACUUGUUCACCUGAUUGAAUUCCAAAUGCGAUGACCGCGUCGUUUGUUCGUUUAUCUCAUAUUCAUAUUUUACUCCGUUCAGAUUGCGUUUCAGCGGAUCACAUACACACACGCAUAAUGAGCGAGGUAAGAUCUUGUUUGGGUAUUCCCCGGCGUUUUCAAUUUAUGCCAAACCAUAUUUUAUUAUUGAUUUUCAGCAUAGUUUCGGAAAAACCCGACAUUUGCACUGUCGACAUUCCCGUUUGACCCCGAAACAUAACGGAAACGAUGUUCAAACGUGUGCACAAGAUGUUUGAACAAUUAACAACAUGACAGAUUUCGAAUUAUCUACACUCAAUGCUCGCAAUUGAACCUGAAACAAUGCCAAAUGAAAAAAUACUUGAACGCGGCCACUUGAAUUGAAAGUGCAAACAGCGAGAAAAAAACAAACAGAAUGUUCAUGUCAUUUUUCGAAUUUAACAACAAAUCACCAAUUUGUUGAUAAUUGCCGGAAUUGCAUUUCAAAGGAAUUCCUUCUUUUUUUCUUGGCUAAUUUUGAAGGAUUUUUUCUCUGAUUUUUAGUUCAAUGGAAUGAAGAUGAAAUUAUUGAAUUUCGUUAUUAUUCAAGAGAUGUGAAAUGAAUUGCGACACUUUCUCCCAACUACGCGCAAUUUUGACUUUUCUUCGACAUUUGCUGCGCGAAAAAUCUUGGCGCGGUUUGUUUGUGUUUUUGUUUUGGACGAUUUGUUUAUUUUUGUUUAUAUUUUUUUUUGUCCAUUAUCGCUUAUGAAAAGUAUCGUUUGUUUGAAUGUGGCAGAAAGAAACGAAUUUUUUAAUUUCACAUUAUAAAAUUCAAGCAUUAAAUAAAUUUGAGUAAAAUUCAUGAAACUUGAAUCAAGUUUACACAGUUGUUAAGCGGUUUGGUUUCGUUUGUCUCAUAUCGAUAGUUAUCUAUACCAAAUCUUUAUUAUGUGGUGGAAAGAAAUCCAUUAAUGUUGAAGACAGAAUCAAUAUUCCACUGCAAACUGAUGACGUCGAUAUGAAUUCAUGGCACAUUCAUUACAAUUUUUGCUUGUAAUGCUCAAUAGCCCAAAAUGGUAACAAGAAAAAUAAUUUUCUUUCAAUUUUUUUUUCUUCAAAUAAACGUUUUUCACACCAAAUUGAAAACACUAAAUCCAGCGACUAGAUGAUAAUGAAGUUGAGCAAGCACGCAAUCUUAUUUUCAUGCCGAUAACUUUAUAAACAUAAAUUCUAAUAAAAAAAAAUGGCUAAAUAUUCACCAACCGCUCACUUAGCCCGAUCGUUAAUUAGACGUUUAGCAAUGUGAAUUCGAAAUGAAUGCGAAAAAUAACGAAAUCCGGAAACGAGUUAUGUAAAGUGAAACAACAAAACAAAAACAAAUUUAUGUAUAAACAACUCGUUUCGAUUUACUGUUUUAAUAUUUUCCAUUUCGGGCAGCAAUUUUGCACAUACACAAAACCGGAGUACAAUAGCCAAAUGGAUAGAUGUACGUCAAAUGGAAAACAGGGAUUAAGAAAGAGAAUUAUGUGAUUGUAAUUAUAGUUUAAAGAAAGGUCAUCAUUGGUUACAUUUUGAGGAUUUCGUUAAAAUUUCGGCCCCAUUCUGGUUCGUCUGGUAACAUCGAGAAUGUUAUUUUCUGAGAUCUUUUAUAUAUGUAUACUUUAAAUGUUUAUGUCUAUUGCGCGCUCAAUUUUACAUAAUAAUUGAAUGUGAUUUCAAAGCAAAAUUUAUGGCUUUGUUUGGUCGGUUCUGAUGUUAUCGUCUUUAUCUCCUCACAUCAUCGUUUUGAACCAGUGCUGCCCAGAAAUGAAUACAUAUAUAGAUUUGCACACAGCUGAUCUAACGUUUAUUUUCAACGAAACCCAUUUUAUGGUGGAGGAUUUUUUUUAUUGCAACGUUGUGUUUUUUUUUUCUCAUUCGUUGUCCCGGAUGUUUAUUGCAAUUUGACAAUUUUCGCGCAUUCAAUUGAAUUAAAGAAGAUGAAUGAUGAAUGGGCAUUAAUCAAAGUCGUUGAUUGCUUUUGCAUGCGAUGCAAAAAUUUCACAUUGAUAAAAAUCACUUUCACUCCACACACAUGCACAUGCACACACGCACACGUCCUGAUUGAACCUUCACAUGCAAAGCACUGUUGAAUGCCACACCACAAACACACAUAUACAAAGAACAUCGAUCCGGAUUGGCCAAAGAACAAAGAACAUGUGAUUAAAAGUUCUGUUUUUCCAAAAUGGUUCAUUACCAAUGGCUUAUGGGACAAGAUCGUGCCAGUGCGUGCACAAAACGGGUAAACAAUGCAACCAACAAUUUCAACGCUGUGCACAAUCAAUUCCAAAACAAAAAGUUAUUACUGAUUGAGACUGGUUUAUAAACCACAAUUGAAUCAUGUACCAACGACGAUGUAAACAGACUAAUCAUAAUAUUUCCGGCACAAGUCAUCCAGUAGUUUUUUUUACCUCGUAAACAAUCAAAACAUAUUCUAACCAUAAUUAUCACCUUUUUGCGCCGUGUCGAUUUCAGAAGAAGACGAGAAAAAAAGAAUAAAUAAAAGAAUUUGUGGUCUUAACGAUGUCGAUCGAAUGUGACAAUAACACGUCAUCGUUAACAACGGUGACGAGGGGAAUUACCGUUUUCCUUCGACCAUGUGAUCAGCCACCGAAGAUCUUAUGCUUGGCUGAAUGCGAAUUGACAAUUUUUUUUGCUCCACCAUAUUUCAAAGCUUCUACAUAGAUCUGGUUCCGGUUGUCAUAUUCGACGUAGGUGUCAGUCUGUUUCGAAGACACUAGCCAUCGCAUUUGAUUCUACUAAAUAAUUCUAUCGUCUACUAUCAUGCAUCAUCCUCUGGAUGCAACUUUUUCUCUCAGACAGGCGAUAAAUUUGGAAAUGAGAGAAAAAUUGCGAAAACAAGUAUUUAACUUUUAUCGUUCUAUCACAAUGAAAGCGUAGGUAAUGGAUGUCUGGUGUUCAAAAAUCGUAAUCACUACCGCAAUUGCGAAUGCGGGCUUUUUGUUGAUUGUUCUCUUACCAUUGUCGCCUCGAAUGCAUUUGGGCAUAAACGCUAAUUAACAUGGUGUGUUUUGUGUGUGAAUUUAUGACGAAUUUGUGCGAUGCUGUGUGCCCGCCCGUUAACACGACCAAUGAUAUGAGUCAGCAGACAUGAAUUUCGAUUUAACAUCAGAAUUCGUUGAUACCGGUCAUGGUUGACCGUGUAUGUUGUUGUUUUUGUUUUGAUUCUGUUUCUUUCACUUUGGCUUCUCACAUUGUUGUUGUUAUUGUUGUUACCAAUUGAUGUGAAUGGGUUUGACAGGUAUUUAUGCUGGUAUUCCCAAUUUUUGUGCGCAGAUUCGACUUGGUGUGUAUUGUUAUUUUCUCUCUGUCUCUCCCCUACUCUUUUGACUUUAUUUACAUUCGACGACCGUAUUAUUGAACAAGAAUAAUGGCACACGGUGGAAAAGGAAUAGUGUAAAGUGCCGCCAAUGAUAUCAAAUCACACUCACCCAAAAAAAAAACAGUCUAUCAAGAAUUCGUGCACAGAUGUACGACUAUAAAAGACUAUCGAGUCUGCAUUAAGAGUAUCAUAAUCGUUUUGGUUCUUCAACUGUCCAAAAGGUUUUUGAAUUCUUUCCAAAUUUAUUUUUUUCUUGUGUGAAAAUUUCAGUCAACCAUUAAAAUGGCCAAAUCAAUGUUGUUAGUAUUCGUUUUGCUCGCCAUUUGUGCCGUUGCAUUGGCUGUGCCAGCUGCUCAAUACUAUGGCGGCGGCGGUUAUCCAGGAUAUGGCGGUUACGGCAACUAUGGCGGCGGCGGUUUUCCAUUGGGUGGUGGCGGUUAUACUGGUGGCCUAGGUGGCGGUUAUGGUGGCUAUGGUGGCUAUGGAGGACAUGGCCAUCAUCAUCAUCACCAUGGUGGCUUUUGAUUGAAAUAGCCAAAAAUACCCAUUCAAAAAAUCGUUCAAUUUGUAAAUAUAUAAAAUUCAAUUCAAUAAAAAUGUAAAAAAAACUUAAAG
Messenger RNA from Sitodiplosis mosellana (orange wheat blossom midge), 5280 nucleotides. RefSeq lists its product as uncharacterized. Bases 4948 to 5190 code for a protein of 80 amino acids. The transcript is spliced from 4 exons. NCBI's taxonomy places the organism in Eukaryota, Metazoa, Arthropoda, Insecta, Diptera, Cecidomyiidae. The record is from RefSeq and is a predicted model, not a curated record.